ACUUAAAAUAUCCUCUAAUUUCACAUUGAUUCGUGGUCAUGAACACGAAGACCAAGAUUUAAAUUGAUUUGAUCGAUUUAGGGUUAUGUACACCGUGUCAUCGUGUUCAUCUGUAUAGUACAGUUCGUUACGACACUCAACAGUUAUUAUAUUAUUUUAUACAUUUUAUAUACAUAUUAUUAUUAAAAUGGAACAUUUUGAUCCAAAACACGUUUCUCCGUCUGUUAGAAAAACUGAUAAUGGACAAUAUGAUAAUUCUCAGUGGAAAAUUAAUAUCAUUAAUGCAUACAAAACCAAAUUUGCGGAACAAGCAAAUAUGCCAGCUAAACAGAAACCUAAGUACAGAGAUCUAAUUAAAUCCAUAUCUAAAGAAACCGGUAUUGGCCAACGAACUGUUUCAACGAUUUUGUCCGAAUACAAAAAAAACGGUACAGUUACAUCUCCAAAUAGAAAAAUAAAUAGACCGACAAUAAUCGAAAAAGUUGAUGACUUUUAUAAAAACGAAAUUCGAAAAAUCAUACAUGAGUUCUGGCUUAGAAAAGAAGUACCGACUAUGAUUAAAGUUUUAAUGAUAAUGCAUGAAAAUUCUAAUUUUCCCACAUUUUCUAAUACUUCUUUUCGCAAAAUUCUUAAAGAUCUUAAUUUCGAAUUUAUUAAAAUAUCUCACGACAAAUACAACAACGCUCUAAUUGAGAAAAGAGAUAUUGUUUUGUGGCGGCGAAAAUAUUUAGAGUCAAUAAAAUAUUAUCGACAACAAAAUCGUCCAAUAUAUUACUUGGACGAGACUUGGGUGAACAAUGAAGAUACUUCUGACAAAACAUGCGUCGAUCGUUCAGUCAUAUCCGAUACAUUCCUUCAGAGGCUAACCACUGGACAAAAAAACCAGUCGGGCAAAGGUAGUAAGCUUAUUUUAAUGCAUAUAGGUUCGUCUGAGGGUUUUGUUGAUGGAGGAGGCCUAAUAUUGCAUCUUGAAUCAAAUAAAAACUCUUCAGAUUGCCACAAUGCGAUAAUAAACGGCGAUACUUUUCACGAUUGGUUUACGAGCAUAUUACCUUUAUUAAAAUUUAAUGCUGUGAUUGUUAUGGACGAUGCGCCAUACCAUUCUAAAAAAAUAUAUUCAUGUCCGACAUUUUCGUGGAAAAAUCAAGAUAUCAUCAACUGGUUGGAGGCACGAGGAGAAAUAAUUGAUCUCCCUUUAGUCAAACAACAACUAUUGCAAAAGGUAGACAAACUAAAACCUCUCUUUGAUUCAUGUGUUAUCGACGACGUAGCGAGAGACGACAAUAAAAUUGUACUGCGAUUACCCCCGUAUCAUGACGAGCUGAAUCCCAUGAAGUUAGCGUGGUCUGCCAUUAAUAAUCACGUUCAAAUGUGUCGCGCUACAAAUAAACAAAUGGACGUGCAAAGGUUACUAAAUGAGGGCUUAGAACGAGUUACGCCUAUUAUGUGGAUUAACUUUGAUAACCGCGUCAAAGAGGUAGAAGAUAAAUUUUGGAAAAUCGACUUCAUGUCAGAUGAACUUUUAGACAAUGAACCUGCAACGGAAGCAUCAGACGUCAACGUAAUAGAAAUAACUAUUUCCGAAUCUGAUAACGAUGAGUGAUGACUACGAAUAAAAUAUUUGUAUCUCCUGUUAAUUAAAAUAAUAUUAUUAUAUUUUAUAUACACCGAAUUACUGAAUAGUACAUGUCUAUUGUAUAUUUGUUAGGUUACAAAUAGUCCAA
Rhopalosiphum maidis (corn leaf aphid) is the source of this 1724-nucleotide messenger RNA. RefSeq lists its product as uncharacterized. Bases 188 to 1603 code for a protein of 471 amino acids. The transcript has 2 exons. NCBI's taxonomy places the organism in Eukaryota, Metazoa, Arthropoda, Insecta, Hemiptera, Aphididae. The record is from RefSeq and is a predicted model, not a curated record. Gene Ontology annotation, molecular function: nucleic acid binding.